Messenger RNA from Schistocerca serialis cubense, 7222 nucleotides. RefSeq names its product transcription factor Sp4-like. Lineage: Eukaryota; Metazoa; Arthropoda; Insecta; Orthoptera; Acrididae. The transcript is spliced from 12 exons. The record is from RefSeq and is a predicted model, not a curated record. Bases 76 to 3084 code for a protein of 1002 amino acids. Gene Ontology annotation, biological process: regulation of transcription by RNA polymerase II. Gene Ontology annotation, molecular function: RNA polymerase II cis-regulatory region sequence-specific DNA binding; DNA-binding transcription factor activity, RNA polymerase II-specific.
CAUGAGUUGAGAGGUUAUACAUGUGUCUGAAAAGAGUGAAGAUUUUAUUUUUGGUGAAGGGUAUGUUUGCAGAUAAUGUCCUCAGCUCAUUCCAAAACAAAAGCGGAUUACAGUUCGGCUAACUACGCGAACCAGGAGACUCAGCCGUCACCUCUCGCACUGCUUGCUGCUACUUGCAGUAAGAUUGGUAAUACUGCAAGUAAAGAGACGCAUCUUGUACAGGAGCAGAAGCAGCAACACGGUGCAUCAACGCCAGAAGUUGUGUUGACACUGGACGUGCCGCCGCAAUUACAGCAGCAACUAGCUACACAAGGACAACAACAGCAACUGCGCCUACUAAACUCUUUGCAGCAGUUGCAUACAACUCAGCCGCAACAAACUGACAACAAUACAGCGACAACCGUGGCGGGCCUCCAGCAGCAGAUAGUGAGAGAGACUAUUAGCAGAGAAGCGUUGUCCAUCUCAAGUCCCUCCGUGCAAGUACAACAACAGCAGCAGUCCCAGCAACAACAGCAGCAACCACAAGUUAUAACACUUUCUCAGCUACAAAACUUUCUUCCUUUGCAACAGGCAGGGCAUCACGUGACCCAUGUUCAGCCAUCGGAUAACAAUGCCCACAGUCAACAACAAACAACGCAACAGGCUUCUCCAUCUGUCAAGGGCUAUGUCACCACUUCCACUGCUGCACCCACUGUUGUAUCAGUGCAGGGUGUCCCCGGACAGUUUUUACAGCAGGGUGCCCAGCUAGUGACAGCUGCAGGGCAGAACCUGGCAUACAAUGUGGUUCAGCCCAUGCAGACAGUUACAGUGGAUGGACAGGAGGCUUUGUUUAUUCCUGCGAUGUCCGCAGGUCAGCAUCAGGCUUUACAGAUUGCUGGUGGGCAGACGUUAAUUACACCUACAGGGCAGAUUAUUAGGGCACCUGGAGUUUUUCCCACAAGCAUACUGCAGAACGUAGCGGGCCAGACAGUACAGAUGACAAAUGGCCAAAAUGUGUCAGUCAGACCAGCAAGCAUGCCACAAGUGGUCCAGUUUCCUAUGCAGCAAACCAUCCCAGUGCAAGUGCCCAUUUCAACUGCAAAUGGACAGACUGUACUGCAGACCAUUCAUUUUCCUGUUCAAGCAAUUGCAACAGCAAUUCCAAAUAUAGUACAGACUUCGGGCAAUCAGAUGCAGAUGUUACAGCAGCUUGGUCAGGUGCCGACACAGCAAGUUGCCCAAAUCAUCACUCCAUCUGGCCAGAUCCAGCAGGUGCAGCUGACUUCAGCGGUGCAGCUGAGUGGCUUAGUACAAGCUCAAGCUCAGGCUCAAGCACAGGCUCAUGCGCAGGCCCAAGCACAAGCACAAGCCCAUGCCCAGGCCCAAGCUCAGGCACAGGCUCAAGCUCAGGCGCAGGCUCAAGCUCAAGCUCAGGCGCAGGCUCAAGCCCAGGCACAGGCUCAAGCCCAGGCCCAGGCACAGGCUCAAGCUCAGGCGCAGGCCCAAGCCCAAGCACAGGCACAGGCCCAGGCUCAAGCCCAAGCUCAAGCCCAGGCGCAGGCCCAAGCUCAGGCGCAAGCGCAGGCGCAAGCCCAAGCCCAGGCCCAGGCUCAUGCCCAGGCACAAGCACAAGCCCAGGCCCAAGCACAGGCGCAGGCACAAGCUCAUGCACAGCAGGUGCAAGCCCACCUACAAGCCCAGGCUCAGCAGAGUGUGAUACCUGCAGGAACCAUCAGCUCGGGCACUUUAACACCCAGUUCCUGGAGUCCAGCUAGUGCUUCAACACCUGGAGUUAGUGUACAGACAGUACCAUCACCAACGCUGGUAAGUGGAGGGGAGCAGUGCAGUGCUGCUGUGCAUUCUGCCCAGCAACAACCACUCUCCCAGCAGCAGCAGCAGCAGCAGCAGCAACAACAGCACCACCAACAGCAGCAGCAACAGUCUCCUCAGCAGCAGCAAUCUCAGCAGCAGUCAGCAGUGUCUCAGCAGCAGCUGCAGCAAUCUCAACAACAGCAGCAGCAGCAGCAACAACUUCCGCAGCAAGCAGCUCAGUCACUUUUGCUUGGUCAGGGGCAGCCUAUCACUUUGACUGGUGCACAAGGCCAACAACUGACUGUCAUACCUGCAUCCAGCCUUGCAGGACUGCGAGCAUCUGCGGGAGGUGGUAUUAUACAGGUUCCUAACUUGCAGGCAAUACCAGUGCAAAACAUUCCUGGUCUAGGCAAUGUGCAGCUGAUCCCAGCCAGUGCUCUGUCAGUCAAUGCACAGGGCCAGUUGGGAGUCCCAACAGCUCAACAAGCAACAGGGACGAGCCUAGCUGCCACUCCUGCUCAGGUAGUGGCAGCUCAGAGUGGUGGCCAGCACAGUUCGCAGCAGACUGACACUGUGGAGGGGGUUGGUCUGGGCACAAAGUGGCAUGUUAUCCCUCACCAGCACGUCGGACAGGCGCAGGUUGUUGUCACAGCACCUCAUCCUGUUACAGUCACAUCAGCUCCAGCUGAGGAUACACCAGAACCACAGCAAAAGAUACGACUGCGGAGAAUAGCCUGCACUUGCCCAAACUGCUGUGAUGGUGGAGAAAGAAAUGCAGAACGUAAGAAGCAACAUAUCUGCCAUAUACCAGGGUGCAAUAAAGUGUAUGGGAAAACGUCACACCUUAGAGCGCAUUUAAGGUGGCAUACUGGAGAGCGACCUUUCAUAUGUAACUGGGUAUUCUGUGGGAAGAGAUUUACACGCUCAGAUGAGCUCCAGAGGCACAGACGAACACAUACAGGAGAAAAAAGGUUCCAGUGCCCAGAAUGCAAUAAGAAGUUCAUGAGAAGUGACCAUUUAACCAAACACAUCAAAACUCACACUAAAAGAUCUGGGGAUUAUGACGAUACAGAUAUGAGUGAAAAAGAAGUUUGGGUGUCUGAUGUUGAUCAAAAUGGAAUAUUUUCGCUGAAACAGAUACAGUUUUCUCAGGAAGCUGCAACAUCAACACAAUCAGUCUCAUCUGAUGGCAGUUCAUCAAAUGAUGAAAAGAUGAUGAUCACUCUACAGACAGAAGCUGAUCAUUCUGAUCUUGCAAUUAAUGAGGCUAUGGACUCUUCGAUGUCAAAUUAAAAUGGUUAACUCAAGAGCCUUUCAGGAUUUUUAUAAGUACAUGAGACUUGAAGUGUAAAUAUGUAUUUUAUUGUGACUGUUAAUGUGAACUGAGAGAUUCCAGUGAUUGUGCAUAUGUAAAGACAGAGCUUAAUGAUUAAAUCACUGCCUUAGAUUUAUUGUGUAACCACUCGGUGGUGAUACCAAGAAGUGCCUCAAAAAUUGUAUAAUGUGGUUUUUUUUGUGUGUGUGUGUGUGUGUGUGUGUGUGUGUGUGUGUGUGUGUGUGUGUGUGUGUGUGUGUACAUGCAUUCUUGCCUGCGAGCAAGUAUGUUAAGUUGGAGAUUGUUUGUAAAUAAAUACUGAAAGUAAUUUUACUUUCCUACAUUGUGUACAUUGUUUUGAAUAAUAUUGUUUUAAAAUCAAAACUGAGUUUUGAACUUGUGUAUGUGUUGCACAGUAUAAUUGUAAAUCAUAGUUAGGUAGAUGAGGUAUUGUCAUAAUAUCUUUAUAUAAGUUGUGGCUGCUGUUUUAACUAUAGUUUCCAGAAAGAGAGAGAAAUUUUCACAGUUAUUUAGUUGUAUAAAAUUGUUUCAAAAUGAAAUUUUAAUAUUUAUGUGUGUGUAUGAAUGCGUGAAGACAUUCACAAAACACUGUGAGUUACAUGUGAGAGAGAAUGGUUUUCCCCCUUAUUGGGGCCAAGGAAUGGCAGUUCUCUAAUAAAAGUAAUUUCAGGGUAUUUUUUUAAUUGUGGGAAUUGCCCAACAUCUGCAACAGAUAUUAUAAGUUACCAUUGCAAAGUUAGCAGACGUUUAUAAGCAUUAGACUCAAACUUUUUUUAAUGAAAACAAAAUGUGAAUAUCUCAUUGUAAUGAAUUAAUUAAUUAUGAACCAACUUAAUGACUGAAAAUUUAACCCUUAUUCAGCUGUAAUUCACAGAGUUGAAACUGGGUCGAGGAAUUAUCACAAGGAAGGCUUAGUUGAGUAAUUUGGUGAAGAUAACUAAAAGAAACAGCAAAAUUCCUUGUUUUUUAUUUGCUUUAUUUACUGCAGUUGAAAUGCUAAGAAAGGAGAGAUCACUGACAUUGCCAUUCAGUACAUCUUUAUUGCAUAUAAAGUAUGUAAUGAGAGUCAGUGUAACAGAUUGAUAUUAUUCAUUUAAGUGCUAAUCCACUUCUUGAUGAUCUCAAGUGUACUCUUAUUUUGGACAUUUGUUAAGUCAUAUUCAUUCAGCCAAAGACAGGAAGUAAUACUGUUAAAUGUGUGAUGGAGCUUUUUGCAGAAAUAUGAACCUUGAUGGAAUUGUUUACUUGGAAACACGGUACAUGAUAUUUGGGCUGGCAUUGAAGGAGAAAAAUUUGUUAAUGCCUGCAACACUAAUGUAACUAAUUUAUUCUUUUUUAUUCAUAUCAUUAACUAAUUGUAUGUGACAUUUUGAUUUUUUCCCCAGUAUUUAUGUAUGAUCUCAUUUCUGUCAGCAGUAGGUGGUACAACAGUAAUAUUUCAGGGUCCAAAUGUUAGCUGCAAAAGUCAACCUUUUCUUUUUUAACAAAAUUUGAUAUUUAAGAGACAAAUUUUACUAACAAAGCUAGCCAUGUUCUGUUUUGUGAAGUACCACUAUUAAGCAAAUGACAGCACUUCGUAUUCUUAAAUAUAUCUCGAGCAGUCAAUUACUACAAUUUUUCUUAGUUGGUAGUUACUCCAUUAAUUUAUGUAUCAUUAACAUCAACAACUUUCUGCACAUCAUGUUCUUUUAACUUUUUAUCACCUUUAAAUACUUCUGAAGAUUAAAUUUACUCAUCGAAUGUAUUGUGUAAAAUGUUACACAUAAAACUGGUUUUUCCUUCCAAACCUUUGUUUGCUAUAGAGUAAUUUGUGCAGCAUGAUUGUUUGACUUUCAGCUUUCAUUAUUCCAGAUGUAGUAAACUGUCACAAAACUUGAAUAUACAGGAACAGAAAAAUUCCCCCUCCCAUUUUUUUUUCCUGUUGAUAUAUAUAACAAGUGUAAAUGUUUCUUAUUGCUUGUGAAGUAUUUGCCAUGCAACUUUCAUCUACUCAGGUCAGGUUUGAUUUAGGCCAUCUGUGAACCACUUUGGCAGUUUUUGUGUUGUGCCAGUGUUUAUUUACCCUCUUUUCCUUUGCUUAAAGAAGCUGAAAAUUCUUUUUGUCAGUCUGUUGUAUCUGUUCAUAGAUGUGUACAUAAAAAUGUGGGAGGUAAGGUGAUGUACCACAUGAUGCACCAGCAAAUGCCAUAUGUCAGUCUGUCUGUAGAAUGCACUUAAGAACAGUCUUAUCAGUGAGUUUUGUUACUUUUGCUAUGAUUUGGUGCUCUUCAGCUCUUGAUUUUGCUGUUCCCAAGUCGCUGUCAAUGACUGAGACAUUAGGCCGUGUAUGUCAGACAGUCUAUCCUAGACCAUUUCUCCCUUCCAAUCUGAAUGCCUUCACAAGAGAUUCCUUUUGGCAUGACAUAUUACAGGACUCUGAUGUCACUCCCGUGACUUUCGCCUGUUAUUUGGUGUUGGUAAGUCUUCGCUUGAGAUUUCUUGUUUUGAUAUCCAUUCCAAAUGUUUUAAGACCCCAAAAUAUGUAUUGAAUCUGCAGGCUUUCUUUAAAGUUGAUAAAAAUUACAGUUAGCUUGCUUCUUCUAAGCAUCUUCUACCUUUGAAUUCUUUAUGCUGAAGAUCUAUUCAGCACAUGAUCUAACUUUCAAAACCUUGGUAGGUAUUUGCCCUAGUCCCUCUUCUAUCCUGGUUUGAACUGCACUGGAUAUUAUUUUAUAUGGGAGUGAAUGGAAUAUUGUCCUUAUUCUCCUUUUGUGUGGCAGAUCACGAGCGCUGUUAAGCAGUCUUCAGGGAUUAUUUAUAUUUUCCACUUUACUGUGGAACUUUGCUGAUUUUAUGAAAGUUUCCUCUUUUCAAAAUGCUUUGUGUUCUACGUAAGUAUUUUAUGUUUGAAUUGUUGGGUAGUUUGAGCUGUUAUACCAGUCAAGGCACACAAAUUAUAUAAAAUUUCAUUUUAUCUAGUUAUUUUGUGGAGACUUUCAUUGUCAUUUAUCGUUCCCAUAAUAGACUUGAAAUUGAGGAAAUAACUUUCCGAAAAUUUGAUUCUUUGUCAAACAAUAUCAUUAUACAUCACUGAAAACCCACCAGGAAAACAGAAUCUGAAGGUGCACAGUCCUACUUAUGUUUCACAAUGACUUAACAUUGCAUGUGAUAAAUUAUUUUCUUCCCUACUAAGAUCCUUCAGUUGAUGAACUUUUGCUUCUACUUAUCUAUGCUGUCUCUCCUGGUUUAAAGCCAAUUCAUACAAUCUAAAGAAUUUUAAAAUGUUUUCUUCAGAAUUUCUAUUCUUGCCAAAGACUGCUAUGGCUUAUCCCAGAAAUAAUGUGAAAGUUUGGCUAAUGGUUUGUCACCAUGCAUGGAAUGCAGUGUAUAGAAGGUAGUCAAAUCUGUACCACUAGGUUUGUCAAUGUAUUUACAUCAAUUUAUGAUGCAAUCUUCAGAAUUUUUUUUUUUUUUUAAAUUGACAAUCCAUCAUUUAGUGUAAUUUGAAUUGUGAAAACAUUGUGGCUCUUUAAUGUUGUCCCUGUUACAAGCAUCGUUAAAAUUUGCCAUUUUAUAUGCAUUACACUUAAUGUGCUGAAUGUGCCCAAUAGAUUUGUUACAUGCAACAGCAAAUUAGACUUAUAUUGUUCCUGAAUAAUUUUAUAAUGUUUAUGCAAUGAUUGUUUCAGUGCACUUGUGUAUUGUAUGAAUAGUUUAAUAUAUGUGAGACUUUACCAAGCAGUCACAGUCAAAGAGACUGAGCAGUAUCUUAUUUUAAUUGUGUUGUGUAUUAGAAAGUACUUUACUGUAUUUGUCAGUACAAAGAAAAAUUACUUUAUCUAAGUUGUGGAAAAGGCUUAUGAGAAAUUUAAAGUUUAUCUGUCUUAUGAGAAUUUUAUUGGUGUCUUUCUGUACUGAGAUAUAUACUGUUCAUAGUCUAAUUGCUGAAAUAUUCUAUAAUUUCCAGAUUAUUGCAGUUCACAAAACUGUAGGUGUCAGGUUUUGUAAGUCAUAAAAAAUAUAUCUAAAUACCUGUUAAAUGAUGAAAAUAAAUUAUUUUUGUACUUAAAUGUAUUUAUAAAAUAUUAACUCUUGAACAUAGGCAGAUAAAGCUUU